Molecule: messenger RNA, 1053 nt
Organism: Odobenus rosmarus divergens (Pacific walrus)
Lineage: Eukaryota; Metazoa; Chordata; Mammalia; Carnivora; Odobenidae
Gene: WNT8A
Product: wingless-type MMTV integration site family, member 8A
Exons: 6
Coding region: 1-1053 (350 amino acids)
Biological process (GO): neuron differentiation; cell fate commitment; multicellular organism development
Cellular component (GO): extracellular region
Molecular function (GO): cytokine activity; frizzled binding
Source: RefSeq, a predicted model, not a curated record
AUGGGGGACCUGUUUAUGCUCAGGGUAGCUGUGGGCAUAUGCUAUGCCACCUUCACUGCCUCCGCCUGGUCAGUGAACAAUUUCCUGGUAACAGGUCCCAAGGCCUAUCUGACCUACACGACCAGCGUGGCCCUGGGAGCCCACAGUGGCAUUGAGGAGUGUAAGUUCCAAUUUGCUUGGGAACGCUGGAACUGCCCGGAAAAUGCUCUCCAGCUCUCCACUCACAACAGGCUGAGAAGUGCCACCAGGGAGACUUCCUUCAUUCAUGCCAUCAGCUCUGCGGGAGUCAUGUACACCAUCACCAAGAACUGUAGCAUGGGAGACUUUGAAAACUGUGGCUGUGAUGAGUCAAAAAAUGGAAAAACAGGAGGUCAUGGCUGGAUCUGGGGAGGCUGCAGUGACAAUGUGGAAUUUGGGGAAAGGAUCUCCAAACUCUUUGUGGACAGCCUGGAAAAGGGAAAGGAUGCUAGAGCCCUGAUGAAUCUUCACAACAACAGGGCAGGCAGGCUGGCAGUGAGAGCCAUCAUGAGAAGGACCUGCAAAUGCCAUGGCAUCUCUGGGAGUUGCAGCAUCCAGACAUGCUGGCUGCAGCUGGCUGACUUCCGGGAGAUGGGGGACUACUUGAAGGCCAAGUAUGACCGGGCCCUGAAAAUUGAGAUGGAUAAGCGGCAGCUGAGGGCGGGCAACAGCGCUGAGGGCCGCUGGGCACCCACGGAGGCCUUCCUUCCCAGUGCAGAGGCUGAGCUGAUCUUUUUAGAGGAAUCGCCAGACUACUGUACCCGCAACUCCAGCCUGGGCGUCUCUGGCACAGAAGGUCGGGAGUGUCUGCAGAACCACAACGCAUCUCGGUGGGAGCAACGCAGCUGCGGGCGCUUGUGCACCGAGUGUGGCCUGCAGGUGGAGGAGAGAAGAGCCGAGGCUCUCAGCAGCUGCAACUGCAAAUUCCAGUGGUGCUGUACGGUCCGGUGUGAGCAGUGCAGGCACGUGGUGAACAAGUACUACUGCUCACGCCCCCCAGGCAGCGCGUGGUCCGGGGGCGGAGCCAGGGCCUGA